AUGGCUCCAAGACCGACACCUUACAAGCCUCUCAACAAGCAGAAGCGGCCAGCAACUGACCUGCAGGCCAAGUUUCGAAAGCAAGAGGAAAAAGAUGCGAAGGACAUGACCAAAGUACGUACACAAACUUCCAAUACUCAGGUGACGGGCAUUAGGCAAGAUGGCUCCUCAGCACUCCACGAAGACCAUGUCUACAACCUUCAUGAUCAUGAAUUAGAUGAUACGAAUGCACCUGGAUUUCCACAUGACAAUGACAACUGGGAAGACGUCGAUGAAUAUGAAGAUUUUCCGAUUAAUCAGCUUACAGAAGAGCAGCGACAAAUUAUUAGCGAACUCAACUCAAACCUGUACCAAAGUCGAAGGCUUGCAUAUGAAGCUAAAUGGGCGAGUGCUGUUCAGGCGAUGGUUGAUGCGUAUAUCAUUGCUCGAAAUCAGACUAGCAAUUGGGGAGAUGUCGUACUUUGGAAACAUGAUUUCAAAGUACAAUGUCGCGCAACUGAGCUCCGACUAUCCCGCUAUCCAGUGUCAGGUAUGCUCUCCUGGACCACGAAUGUAGAGAAGAGACUGGUAAAAGCCUCUGCUACUUUGACCGAUUUGGCCAAAUCAAAUGCCAAGUACAGCACGACAUUCUUUGAACAACAAUGGCAGCGACAGCGACACAUCCAGCUGAACUUUAUUACUGCAACUACUUGCAGACUCAAAGAACGUUUGACGGUCCUAUUGGCUCUGGAGGAAGACUUGAUUGAGGCCCGCACCGAGCUGGCCAAUUUGGAAGCAAGCACGGCCCCGUUACGUACGCAAGAGCAGCAGCAAGAGCUCCUUGACUUGCCGGGUACUCUGACUUCUUUGGAGAACCAAAUACAAAAUCUUGCUAAUGCGUUGGGAUCCCACCAAUUUCGGGAGUUAACUGGAAUGACUGACAACCGAGCCAAACCCUUGAUGUUGUUACAAAUUGCCAAGUCCAAGCUGUACCAUGCAAAGGUUGAAUGCAUCGAAAUCCGCGCUCGAGCCGAGGGAACCACGGGUCAUUCAACCAAGGUGAAAGACCUGGAACGCGACAGUAAGCUAAGCCACCUCUUCAGUACAGCGUUUGGAUCAAAAACGAAAUGGCUAAUGUCGUUCAAAGGUAUUGAUCCAGUAACUAUCUCCCUGCAAUUCGGAAUGGCCAAACGGGCAUGUAAACUUUGGAUCUCUUGGAAAUGGGGCAUUGAGGAUGUCCUGUUGCGGACAGCUGCUUAUCUUCAGCUUCCAGAUGGUUUCGAUCACGAGUUGUUAUCCAAUUGGAAUCAAUUGGUCACAUCGUGCCCUGAACAAUGGGCUCAUAUGAUUGGUAUGCCUAACGAGAUUGAUGACGAUGAUGUCGACGAGGGGUUUUUGGAUGUAGACCUCCUUGAAGAUCUGGUAGAAAACCUCCAAAUUGUAUCGUAG
Molecule: messenger RNA, 1428 nt
Organism: Melampsora larici-populina 98AG31
Lineage: Eukaryota; Fungi; Basidiomycota; Pucciniomycetes; Pucciniales; Melampsoraceae
Exons: 5
Coding region: 1-1428 (475 amino acids)
Source: RefSeq, a predicted model, not a curated record